AUGUCAUUUUAAAUAAACCAAAUGAAUGUUGAGCUAGUAUCAAAUAAAUAAUUUUAAAUGGGCAUUAUCAUUUCUGUGAAUUCACUUAAAAUUUUAUUUUCCUAAUAUUCCAAACUUCUUUCUGAAUUUAUAGCUUUUAGCUAUGCAUUAAUAUCCAUUCAUAUAAAUAAAUUUAGAAUCUAAUCGAAUGAGAAAUUGCUGUUAAUCAUUCAAUAUAAUUGGAACUGCUUCGUAUAAAAUAACUUUUUAUGUAUUUUGAAUCUUAAUUUAAUACUUCAAAAUAAUAAAAAGUUAUUUCGAUAGAGGGAAUUAUCUAUGAAUCUUAAGUUAUAAAAAUAGCAAUUUUAAUAAAGAUAUAAAAAUUGUCAGGAUUAUAAAUUAAUUCUUAUAUUUCCCGAUCAAUUAUAAAAGUGA
This is a messenger RNA of Paramecium tetraurelia, 414 nucleotides long. RefSeq lists its product as uncharacterized. The record is from RefSeq and is a predicted model, not a curated record. NCBI's taxonomy places the organism in Eukaryota, Ciliophora, Oligohymenophorea, Peniculida, Parameciidae. The transcript has a single exon.